Closterium sp. NIES-65 is the source of this 1998-nucleotide messenger RNA. Lineage: Eukaryota; Viridiplantae; Streptophyta; Zygnematophyceae; Desmidiales; Closteriaceae. The record is from the annotation of a GenBank genome assembly.
AUGCCGUACUGGUUCGCUUGCCCACGCUCUCCCACGUUAACCACACAUCCCCUCGUCGCAAUUGCUAGUAGUAAACAUACCGCGCUUCAGAUCGUCACCCGCGCUCCCCUCAUCACCCUCGUCGACCCACACCGAUCCUCGCCGCCCUCACCUCCCUUGGUCAUCGACAUUCCCUCUCGUCGCUCGCGCUUCCCCUCAUCACCCGUGCUGAGCCUCGCCGCCCUCGCCUCCCCUCGUCGCCCGCGCGUCCCGUCGUCGGGCUUGCCUCCCAGUCACUCGCGCUUCCCCUCGUCAUCCGUGUUUCCAUCCGCUCUUCCCCUCUCCCCAUCUCACUAUCUCCAGCCCAUCCUUCCUCCCUCAUUCCUUCCAAAGGGGUGGGACAGAUGGGGAGAAACAGAGGUGGUCGCUUCCGCCACCACAAUCGAACAGCGUUUUGAUUCCCUCUCUGCUCCCCACCAUCCUCCCCCCAGCUCUCUCCCCGGCAUCUGCCCCCGUUCCCCCCAUCCUCUUCCCUGUUUCCCCGUAUCCCCUGCCGUGCUUCCCCCCAUGCUAUCCCCUCUUACCCCGUAUCCCCUGCCCUGCUUCCCCCCUUCCCCUUCCCUGCUUCCCCCCAUCCCCUUCCCUAAUUCCCCCCAUCCCCUUCCUUGCUUCCCCUCAUCCCCUUCCCUGCUUUCCCCCAUCCCCCUCCCUGCUUCCCCCCAUCCCCUUCCCUGCUUCCCCCCUUCUCUUUCCCUGCUUCACCCCAUCCCCUCCCCUGCUUCCCCCCAUCCCGUCCCGUGCUUCCCCCCAUCCCCUUCCCUGCUUCCCCCCAUCCCCUUCCAUGCUUCACCCCAUCCCCUUCCCUGCUUCCCCCCAUCCCCUUCCCUGCUUCCCCCCAUCCCCUUUCCUGCUUCACCCCAUCCCCUUCCCUGCUUCCCCCCAUCCCCUCCCCUGCUUCCCCCCAUCCCCCUCCCUGCUUCCCCCCAUCCCCUUCCCUGCUUCCCCCCUUCCCUUUCCCUGCUUCACCCCAUCCCCUUCCCUGCUUCCCCCCAUCCCCUUCCAUGCUUCACCCCAUCCCCUUCCCUGCUUCCCCCCAUCCCCUUCCCUGCUUCCCCCCAUCCCCUUUCCUGCUUCACCCCAUCCCCUUCCCUGCUUCCCCCCAUCCCCUCCCCUGCUUCCCCCCAUCCCCCUCCCUGCUUCCCCCCAUCACCUUCCCUGCUUCCCCCCAUCCCCUCCCCUGCUUCCCCCCAUCCCCCUCCCUGUUUCCCCCCAUCCCCUUCCCUUCUUCCCCCCAUCCCCUCCCCUGCUUUCCCCCAUCCCCUGCCCUACUUCCCCCCAUCCCCCUCCCCGCUUCCCCCCAUCCCCUUCCCUGCUUUCCCCCAUCCCCUGCCUUGCUUCCCCCCAUCCCCCUCCCUGCUUCCCCCCUUCACCUUCCCUGUUUUCCCCCAUCCUCUCCCCUGCUUCCCCCCAUCCCCCUCCCUGUUUCCCCCCAUCCCCUUCCCUCCUUCCCCCAUCCCCUUCCCUGCUUCCCCCCAUCCCCUUCCCUCCUUCCCCCCCUGCUGCCUCCCAUCACUCUCAUUCUCCUUCCUCCUGCACUCACACCUCUCAGUCCUCUCGCUCUCUCUCUCUCCGUCCUCUCGCACUCGCACUCUCCUCCCCACCACCCUCAGCCCUCCUUCCCCUCACACCCACCCCUGUUCCCACCUGCCCUCCCCAUCCCUGCCUUUCCCUCCCUGCCCUGCCCUUCCCUUCUCCAUCCCUUCUCAACCCUUCCCUUUCAUGUCAUCCCCUCCCCUUCCCCCUCAUCUUCCGCCCUCCAGUUACCAUGCAUGUGCACCCAUCAUUGUCUCCCCAUACCGGUACAUGCUUUCAUCAUGUGCGCUUGCUUGUGUUCCCCUGCAGUUGUUCCCUUGGCACCUCACACCACUUCCCCCAUGUUCCAUCACACAAUUCUUUUUGCCUACUCCACUCUCCAAAUUUUCAGUGGUGAAGCACAGGAGCAAGCUGAGGCGCAGCUAG